UCACUUUUUGUGUACAAGACUACAAGUGGCCUCGCAAGUCGCAACGCCAAAUUUGAAAACAUACUUUGAGAGGAUGGGUGAUCAAGACCUUAGGCGAUUGUUCUCUGAGAUUUUCUCCUUUUUAACCUUGAGCGGUGGGACUGUUUCUGACGGUGAAAACAUUUCAGGGUCGCUGUUUCGGCAAAGCAAAUAUGUUUUUGUGUCAGUCUCGUCUCGAGAGUUGUAAGUCGAGGGAAGUGCACGAAUAUUACAGACGAAAAUGGCAAAAAACAUUAAUCAGUGGAUCGAAGAAAAUAAAGCCUCAUUUUUGCCACCUGUUUGCAACAAACUCAUGCAUGAACAGCAAUUGAAAGUUUUCUUCGUCGGAGGGCCCAACCAGCGCAAGGAUUUCCAUCUGGAAGAAGGCGAGGAAUUAUUCUACAUGAAAAAGGGAGCUAUGGAAUUGAUUAUACAGGAAAAAGGGAAAUUUAAAACAGUCACCAUUCAAGAGGGUGAGAUAUUCCUAUUGCCGGGAAAAAUUCCUCAUUCACCUCAAAGGAAAGAAGAUACCAUUGGAUUGGUCAUUGAAAGAGAAAGAGCUGCACAUGAACUAGACUGCCUGAGAUAUUUUGUGAACAACUCAACUGAAGGGCUAUUUGAAAAGUGGUUCUAUUGCGACGAUCUAGGUGUGCAGCUAGUACCCGUCAUCAAAGAAUUUUUCGCAUCGGAGCAAUGUCGAACAGGCCGUCCUAUUCCGGGAACCAUUCCGGAGAAUCCGCCUUACAAACCAGAUUGCAACCGAGAGGUGGAAAACCCCUUCGAUUUGAACAACUGGCUCGCAUUACACCGAACUGAAAUCCAAAAAGAAGGCAAAAAGAAGCUGUUUGCCAACAUAAAUUAUCAAUCGGACAUUGUUGUUUAUGGCAAAGGAAUCGAUGACUUCCAAGCCACCAGCUAUGAAACAUGGUUGUGGCAAUUGGAAGGAGAAUCUUCGGUCAUAGCGAAUGACAAAGAAAUAAUUCUGAAAACCGACGACAGCCUACUCGUUCCGUCAGGAGAAGCGUUCAAGCUGACGCGCCAGAUGGAUACCUGUUUGGUCAUGUCUGUUGCCAUGCCAACGCCAAAAAACAAGGAGGAGAAGCUUCUUUAAAGCUAGAAUAAAAGCCAAAUCAUAAUAAUUAGGAUGGAUGUAUACCAUCUUAUCAAGGGACAGGAAUAAAAGGUUCGCAUGGCGGAAUCGUAUUAUUGAUGCGUUGGUGUUGUGGUUAGCACCUUGGCGUGAAGCGGUGAAAGUCACAGGUUCGAAUCCAUUGAAUUCCAAAACUUUCUUACGUUAAAAUUACUUCUCAUAGUACAAAGGGUGUACUCUUGAUGUGUACCUCCUCCCCAUAUAUGAGAAAUAUCAUCUUAAAUCAAAUGCA
This is a messenger RNA of Daphnia magna, 1400 nucleotides long. Its product is annotated as 3-hydroxyanthranilate 3,4-dioxygenase. Gene Ontology annotation, cellular component: cytoplasm. NCBI's taxonomy places the organism in Eukaryota, Metazoa, Arthropoda, Branchiopoda, Diplostraca, Daphniidae. Gene Ontology annotation, biological process: quinolinate metabolic process; 'de novo' NAD+ biosynthetic process from L-tryptophan. The record is from RefSeq and is a predicted model, not a curated record. The transcript is spliced from 6 exons. Gene Ontology annotation, molecular function: 3-hydroxyanthranilate 3,4-dioxygenase activity; iron ion binding. The coding region runs from base 260 to 1129 and encodes 289 amino acids.